AUGACGGUCAAGGUCAUCAAGGACUGGAUGGGUUUCCAGAACGCUAUCCACGGCGAGAAGCCGGCUAUCAUCGAGUGCGGGCCGUGCAAGAGCAUGGCGCCGUUGUUCGCCGAGUUGAGCGACGACCCAGCGCAUAGCUCGCUCGACUUCUUCGUCUGCGACAUCGACGUGAACGAGCAAGCAGCGCAAGAAGUUGGUAUUCGCACCGUUCCGGCAUUCAUGGUGUUCAAGGAGAUGACGAAGCUGGAGGAGGUUAUGGGCGCGCAGCCGGCGGCGCUCAAGCGGCUUGUAGAAACCCAUGCGAAAGCCUGA
Molecule: messenger RNA, 312 nt
Organism: Rhodotorula toruloides NP11
Lineage: Eukaryota; Fungi; Basidiomycota; Microbotryomycetes; Sporidiobolales; Sporidiobolaceae
Product: thioredoxin
Exons: 4
Coding region: 1-312 (103 amino acids)
Source: RefSeq, a predicted model, not a curated record